Cryptomeria japonica (Japanese cedar) is the source of this 958-nucleotide messenger RNA. RefSeq names its product mediator of RNA polymerase II transcription subunit 10b. Gene Ontology annotation, cellular component: chromatin; mediator complex. The record is from RefSeq and is a predicted model, not a curated record. NCBI's taxonomy places the organism in Eukaryota, Viridiplantae, Streptophyta, Pinopsida, Cupressales, Cupressaceae. Gene Ontology annotation, biological process: positive regulation of transcription by RNA polymerase II. Gene Ontology annotation, molecular function: transcription coregulator activity. The transcript is spliced from 6 exons. The coding region runs from base 201 to 638 and encodes 145 amino acids.
CAGAUUUAAAGCACACAGUAGACCCUGUUUCGAAAUCUAUUCAAAAAUCACUGGGUAUUCUUCAUCAGCUCCAUUGCACCGUUUCCUCUUUCAAUAUAAAUUCCCAGCUCACACUACUGGAGCGAGUUUACUGUUUUCAAAGAUGAUAAAACAUGUUGCCAUUCAUCAUCUGAAGAAAAGAGUACCAGUACCAGGUUCUAAUGUUAUUCAUCAAACAUAUAAAAGCAGAUGCACCAAUGCUGGCCAAAUUUGGAAUGGACCAUUUUAUGAUAUCAGUUAGGAGCUUCAGCAUGUUCCCCAAAAUUCUUUGGUGGGUGAGCUUGAUCAAAUGCAAAAGGCUGCUCAAAACUGUGAUAUUCAAGUGCCUCUUGAGGCUUAUUGAUGACGGAAGAAAUCCUGAUGAAUACACAAAGGAUAUUAUAAAUAAAUGUAUUCAAAGGAAUCAAAUUACCAAGGGAAAAUCAGAAGCUUUUAAGAACUUCCGAAAGCAGCUUUUGGAGGAUUUAGAACAAACUUUUCCCGAGGAAAUCGAAGCUUACCGUGAAUUGCGCUCAGCGUCUGCUGCUGAAUUGAAAAAGCAGUCACAAACACAAGCAAGCUUACCGAACGGUGAUGUGAAGGUGAAGACUGAGCACUAGGCAUCCAGAGCCAGACCAACUUGUGCCUUGCAACAAUAAAACGCUAUAUAACACAACUUGUCAUAAUCUUCAGACAACAUAAUAUAUACCAUGUCUUUCAUUUUUGUUCCAUCCUUGAUCCCUGAUUCCUUUCUUUUGUAAAUAAGAUAUUAACAACUCCAAAAUGUUCAAUUAGCUUGUUGGAAGUUAGUUUUGUAGACAGCUAAGGGCACAAACUCUAGUUUCACAUGGAUUUUGUGCACUCAUUUAUCAUUUUUUUUUUUGGGCAAUUCAUGAUGUUUUCUGGUUCAUGUUCAUAAUGUAAGUUUAAAUUGGGAUUU